This is a messenger RNA of Dendrobium catenatum, 1250 nucleotides long. RefSeq names its product polyubiquitin. Gene Ontology annotation, biological process: protein ubiquitination; modification-dependent protein catabolic process. The transcript is spliced from 2 exons. Gene Ontology annotation, molecular function: protein tag activity; ubiquitin protein ligase binding. Lineage: Eukaryota; Viridiplantae; Streptophyta; Magnoliopsida; Asparagales; Orchidaceae. Gene Ontology annotation, cellular component: nucleus; cytoplasm. The record is from RefSeq and is a predicted model, not a curated record. The coding region runs from base 65 to 982 and encodes 305 amino acids.
CGGCCAUCGAUAGUCAUUCUCAAUCUUCUCGCGUGGAUUGAUAGGUUUCCGAUCUUCGCUCAAGAUGCAGAUAUUCGUUAAGACCCUCACCGGCAAGACAAUCACCCUUGAGGUGGAGAGUUCCGACACGAUCGAGAACGUUAAGACCAAAAUCCAGGACAAGGAGGGAAUCCCACCGGACCAGCAGAGGCUGAUAUUCGCCGGGAAACAGCUUGAGGACGGCCGAACCCUCUCCGACUACAACAUCCAGAAGGAGUCUACCCUACACCUCGUUCUUCGUCUUCGGGGAGGGAUGCAGAUCUUCAUCAAGACUCUCACAGGGAAGACUAUUACCCUUGACGUAGAGAGUUCGGACACCAUCGAGAACGUUAAGUCCAAAAUCCAGGACAAGGAGGGCAUCCCACCGGACCAGCAGAGGCUGAUCUUUGCCGGGAAGCAACUUGAGGACGGCCGCACCCUCGCCGAUUACAACAUCCAGAAGGAAUCCACACUCCACCUUGUUCUCCGUCUCAGGGGAGGGAUGCAGAUCUUUGUCAAAACCCUCACAGGCAAGACCAUUACACUCGAGGUGGAGAGCUCCGACACCAUUGAGAACGUGAAGUCGAAGAUCCAGGACAAGGAAGGCAUCGCUCCGGACCAGCAAAGGCUAAUCUUCGCCGGUAAGCAGCUUGAGGAUGGCCGAACCCUAUCUGACUACAAUAUCCAGAAGGAAUCCACCCUUCACCUUGUGCUCCGCCUUCGUGGUGGAAUGCAGAUUUUUGUUAAGACUCUUACUGGUAAAACGAUCACCCUGGACGUGGAGAGCUCGGAUACAAUUGAGAAUGUGAAGUCGAAGAUUCAAGAUAAGGAGGGGAUUCCGCCGGAUCAGCAAAGGCUCAUCUUUGCUGGUAAGCAGCUUGAGGACGGCCGCACGCUUGCGGACUACAAUAUACAGAAAGAAUCAACCCUUCACCUCGUUCUUCGCCUUCGCGGUGGGCAGUGAAUGGCAGUCCUGCUCCGUUCUUGUGUCGUCGCUAUGAUCUAUAGAUUUGGAAUGGUUAUCGUUUUAGCCGUAUCGUACUCUGGCCUUGAUAAGUUCUAGUACAAUGGGGAUUUGUCACAUGUUUUCUAUUAUUGUCCUCGUUUUUUUUUUCCUCGUUUCUGUGCACUUUGAUAUCGUCUUUAAUCUUUUUAAAUGCUAUAUGAACUGUGAUGGUAAUCAUGGCUAAUCUCAUCUGUCUUGAUAUUUGAAUAUAUUCUGUUUCGAUGUA